This is a messenger RNA of Pieris napi, 2867 nucleotides long. RefSeq lists its product as uncharacterized. The transcript is spliced from 2 exons. The record is from RefSeq and is a predicted model, not a curated record. NCBI's taxonomy places the organism in Eukaryota, Metazoa, Arthropoda, Insecta, Lepidoptera, Pieridae. The coding region runs from base 669 to 2546 and encodes 625 amino acids.
CGAACUGUUAUACCCCUAAAUUGUAAGCCUUAAUGCUAAUACAAUAUUAAAGACAGUCAUGUCAUCGUAAAGCUAAAACAGUCAUGUCAUCAUAAAGUAUGGGAUAUAGACACCAUCCGUUUGGUAGCAGUCAGUCUGCUUUGAGAUCUUAUCCAGAACGGUUAUUUUAAUCAACCCUAAUUACGAGUUUAAAUCUUUGUAUUAAUCAUUUCAAGUUAAUAAAUAUAGCUAACUUAAAUAAGUUUUUUUUUAAAAACUUAAAUUCCUGAACUCGUAUAACAUUUUGGUGGCAGCGGUGGGAUCCGGAUAUUCCAAGUGCCGUUCCGCAGACUCGCGCCGGAUCUCGCGUAAUCCAAACCGUAGUCCGUUACCAUACUACGAAUCCAGUGAAUCUUGUGAAUAGUGAAAUAAUAUUCAGUGCAAAUAAGUCCUGUGAAAUAAAUCAUACCCGUCAUACACUGUGGUGGUCCCAGAGAGGAUCUGUGCUCUAUAAAUAGAAGAUCAAUAUCCUGCCUAUCUUCGAGUUGCAACCACUCACCUUCGACGUGCCCCAACGUGUCCUCAACCUGUCCUGGACGCGUCAUUAACAUACCCUGGGAAAAGAAACAUCUACCUGUGAAAGAAUCAAAUUAAGAGAUAUAAUUACUCGCUACAUAUCACGCAUCGGAAUGUUCCCAGCCGUCGCCGUCGUGUUCUUAUCAGCCGCCCACAUUGUAUAUACACAAAUUCCAACCGGAGGUCAAUUGCAACAGGACUACGCUCAAGCAAUCAACGCUAGCGCAGGAAUAUAUUUUGACUAUUUAGGUACUUUGAAAAUCAAUAGUGCUGUUUUAAAGAUUAUAGUACCCAUAGAUAUUUCACAUUUUAACCCACACAUAGAAAACAUAAAACAUGUCCUUAAAAUUACUGAACACUUCUGUAAUCAAACCCCGACCAUUCAGUUGAAUACAGAUUGUUAUAGUAUGUUUCAACCUUUAGUUGUCCGCUAUCAUGAUUUAGGUAGGGGUUUCCAAGCAAUUUCUCAUUUACUAAACAAUAGAAUAAAACGUAGUUCUUGGUUUGGAGGCGUUGGCAUAGCCCUUAAACACAUUAUUGGUACUUUAGAUGAAGACGAUGCGGUAAAAUAUGAUCAAGCCAUAGAUAGUGUCCAAAAUGAUAUUAAACAAUUAUCCCAUUUAAUGAAAGAAAAUAUUUUAGUCACUACAUCCGUUUUAUCAUAUUAUAAUGAAAGCCUGAACAAGAUAAGAAAUAACGAAAUCAUAUUAAAUAACGCCAUUAAUAACCUCUCGUUGAACCUUAAAAAUAUUUCAGAGCUCACGAAUGAACUGCAUAUGUGGACACAUAUAAAUAAAAUCUUUGACAGCUUAGAAUCAUCAAUACUUACAUUGUCCUUCCAGUUAGAAGACAUAACAAACGCAAUUUUAUUCAGUAGUCAAAAUAUACUACACCCAGCCAUGAUAACACCUCAGCAGUUAUACCAAGAACUAGCCGACAACUACAGAUAUUUGCCUAACGGUCUAGAAUUACCUGUUUCAUUAGAUAUAAGUUCAGUUUAUAUAAUUUUAAGAUUAUGCAAAAUAAUUUGUUACUUUAUUAAUAAUAAGAUAAUAUUUCUAUUGCAAGUUCCAUUAGUGAAAAAUGACCAAUAUAUGUUGUUCCAUAACAUUGCUCUACCUACUCCAUAUAAUUCUAAACAUCCGAAUUCAUUUAGUUUAAUUAUACCAAGUAGUAAACACAUUGCAAUGACCAAAGAUAAGACUCAUUACUGCAGCAUAGACAACCUUGAACUCUGUAUAACUAUACAACCCGGAGAGUUCAUUUGUGACAUACCCGACAUAUAUUCCAUAGAUGCAAAACCCAGUUGUGAAAGUGAAUUUUUAUCCAAAAUUAUCAGCGAAGUUCCUAAACAGUGUGAUACAAAGUUUAUAUUUGGUAAUCUUGAUAUCUGGAAACCGAUACAGAAUAAUAAGUGGCUUUAUGUUCAAACCAAACCUAACAAAGUGUCUAUAGAUUGUAUAAAUUAUAUGCAUGAAAUUAAUAUUAUAGGAACUGGUAUACUUACCAUUCCCGACCGUUGUACUGCGUUCUGUAAAAGUACUACAUUGACACCUAAAUAUAAUGUGUUAAAUAUUACGUCACCAAUUAAUAGCAUUCCAGAAUUUAAUGUAAUCAAUGACCCUUGCUGUAACUAUGCUAAGUUUAAUGUUGUAAUAGAUAAUGUGUCUCCUAUUAAUCUUCAAAAUAUAGAUCUUGAUGAGAUAAAUUCGGGAAGUAAACUCUUAACAAAUUCCUUUUUACAUAGUCUAAAUAAUAUUGAAAACAAACCUCACAUAAUUAAAUAUGGGACACACUACUCUACUUUAGUAAUAAUUAUUUCAUUUAUUGUAACCUUAUAUCUAUUAUUUUUAAGUUUUAAACUUUUAAAAUACUUAAUGUUACUUUAUAAGAAUAAAAUAACCGUAAUAGAUAAACUCCCCACAGAACAUGACUUGAAACACACAGAAAUAGAAAUAGAAGAUUUUGCUCCUACAAGGACACAAAUAUAAUCAAAACUUAUUUACCCUUUAAGUUUUGUCUAAAAGGGGGAGAUGUUAUACCCCUAAAUUGUAAGCCUUAAUGCUAAUACAAUAUUAAAGACAGUCAUGUCAUCGUAAAGCUAAAACAGUCAUGUCAUCAUAAAGUAUGGGAUAUAGACACCAUCCGUUUGGUAGCAGUCAGUCUGCUUUGAGAUCUUAUCCAGAACGGUUAUUUUAAUCAACCCUAAUUACGAGUUUAAAUCUUUGUAUUAAUCAUUUCAAGUUAAUAAAUAUAGCUAACUUAAAUAAGUUUUUUUUUAAAAACUUAAAUUCCUGAACUCGUAUAACAGA